AACCUCGACUACAUCCUCUACGACGACUGGAACCUCUUGUUUCGACAAUUCAGCUUGAUUAGGGAUAUACUGACCGACCGCUAGUGCUACUCACUUCACCGAUUGACAGAUACGCACACAGCCGUACCUUCUCACCGCUCACGAAAGGACCCACGCUAAGCAAGCAGGAGGAAGUUUCGACCACUGGACUUCGCAGCUUCCGCUCGUGCGCGCAAACAGACCGUGACCAGGAUGGCACACCGAGACCGAAUUGCCGCGACCUCAGCAAAUGGUCUUCUCGGCCGCCAAUUCGCCAGCAUUACGGACGUGCUCAUCAAAGCAAGUCAGCGUCGUAACGCUGAACUACAAGAGCUACAGCAAAGGCGUUCGAGACCAGUACCCAUCCCAUCAACACCGAAGUCUGCACCAGAGCUUCCUGUCAACCCCAAAUCAGAACUAUCACAGGGCAGCGAUUCUUGUGACGAUCGUCUCGAGCCCGAACAAGCCUACGAAAGUGAGGAGAGCACUGCGAGUGACGAGUCAACGGCGGCUGCUUCUACUCGAGGACCAUCAGACAUGCAAGAGACACAGGUCCACCUGCGUGGCGGCUACUUGUCGCACCGUGCCGAGGAUCCCAAGAUGAUGCUCGCGGAGCUCGAUUCGUCGCUGCAACAACGUUCAGACAUUGGUAAUAAGGAGAAGCUUGAUGGCGACUAUGAUCUAUCGCGAAUGCUGGCGGAUAUGAAAAGGGCCCUGUCCUUGUCAAAGGAUACUGUGAUUAUACGCGACAACAGUCAGAAGGCCAUGGGCGCAGACCUCAGUUUGAACAAGGAAUACGAAUUGUCAGCUUUGGCCGAGCGCCUAGGCGUCGACCUUGACGAAGACGAUACCAUGGAGAAUAAGGAAGCCAUGCCUGCUGAAUUAGGUGAAGAGAAGCAACCCCCUGUCCCAGACCGUUCCGACGAUGAAGACGAUGAUCUCGAGACUCUCCGCGCGAAGAUGGACACUAUAGUCUCACCACCCUCCGACAUGACCCUCGAGAGCUCUCCCGGAACCGACCAGAACGUAUCUGUUGUCGGCAAGACACUAGCUUCUCCAGAAGACGCAGCUGCAGUCCUCGAGGCGAAAGGCAUACAACGUCCCGCCACGAACGAAUUGAAGGCCAAGAAAGAGAGGGAAGACAUGUUGAAGAGGGAGAACGAGAAGCUGGACGCCACCAUCAAGUACGUCCUGGAAGAGGAAGAGAGGUACCGCGCGAUCGAGGAGAAGAAAAGUCUACCAGCCCCUUUGAUCGUCACCAAUCUCGCUGCUAGCGUAGACGAGGAAGCCAUCCGCAUACUCUUUAUCGAGUACAAAUGGGACAUUCGCAACAUCGCCAUCCUUCCCGAACGUGAGCCCGUCAAGAGGACUAGAACGGCAUAUAUCGACAUGUACAGCAGGGACGAGGCGGUUCGUGCGUCUUAUGAAGUUGGAAGCAUUUACGGGUUGAUCGUAAAGAUCAAGUUGGCGGUGGAGUAGAGGGGUAUGAAGGCUAACAUGCUUAUAUGUGGACUACGAGAUAUUGGGCAAUAGUGUAUUGUAUCUGUAAAAAUACU
Molecule: messenger RNA, 1574 nt
Organism: Alternaria rosae
Lineage: Eukaryota; Fungi; Ascomycota; Dothideomycetes; Pleosporales; Pleosporaceae
Exons: 4
Coding region: 232-1497 (421 amino acids)
Molecular function (GO): nucleic acid binding
Source: RefSeq, a predicted model, not a curated record